AUGCACUCAAGAACAAGCAGCGUGCCGAGCACACCGUCUUCAUCGCUUUCCAAAGUGGCGAGUCGACCACCACUCUUGACUCCCAAACGACCUUUAUCAGCACAAUCGAACAGCUCCUCUGCAUCUGCCGACUCACUCGCAGCAAGACUUGCCCGCGUCAACACCCCAGUCCUCCUCAACUCCACCCACAAGAAAUACAAGGCCCCGUUAUCGGUUGAAAGUCGUAAGAACAUCUCGAAACCAAAGACGACACUCGCACCCGUGCCAGGAACACCCACGAAGAGGGAUGGUACACCUAGUCGACCACGAACCCCAAAUACCCCAAGAAGCAGGAGCGGAGCGGAAAGUCCAUCUCUAAUGCCAGCAACGAGCGAAAUGGACGUCAGCGUCGUGGAUCCAGAAGCAGUUCUUGUGGACUCGCAAACCGUCGAGCCUGGUGAUAUUAGUGGCGAGAUUGACGAAGCAUGGCUGAAAGCAGCAGAACUUGAUCAUGGCAAGCAAGAUAAAGUCAUGGUCUCUAUCCGAGUACGUCCCACAGAAUCUACUUCCGCCUGGUACCCAACACCUUCAACUAAUUCCCUCAAACUCAACCCCGAAUGUGCCCGUCACGCCGCCAGUUCCUCGGCUGGGUCAAACACUUCAUUCAACUUCGACGCCGUUCUGACAGGCUCAGCCAACAAGCCCGUAUACACCGCCGUCGCCCGGUCACAUGUCCAUGCCGCCAUGGAAGGCUUCAACGCCGUCAUCUUCGCCUAUGGACAAACUGCGUCAGGCAAGACGUUCACUUUGUCCGGAGACGAGGACGAACCCGGCAUCAUCCCUCGCGCAAUGAGAGAUGUAUUCGGAUUCAUCAAGCGAACGUCGGAGAGGGAGUACCUCCUCCGGUGUAGCUACCUCGAGAUUUACAAUGAAACGAUUGUUGACCUCCUCGCACCACCGAUGAUGGCCAAGACGUCCCCUGUGCAGAUCCAAGGCGGAGCUGGCGGCGAGAUAAUUCUAGCGCCUCUUAGGGAAGAGGUCGUUACGAGUCUGAAGAGUGUCAAGGACGUGCUGAAGCGCGGCGAAGGCAACAGACGAACAGCAUGCACUGACUGGAAUGAACGCUCCAGUCGCAGCCACAGCGUCUUACGGCUUGUUGUCGAAAGUAGAGAACGAGGUUCGAGUUCGCCAUCAGAAGAUGAUCACGACGACGUUCCCAGUCUUAAUGGGCGGCAAACUCCAGGCUUGAACGGAAGACAGACACCAGGACCAAGGCUGCAGGCUCGAGGGGGACGAAGCGUGCAGACAUCCGUGCUGUCUCUCAUCGAUCUUGCUGGUUCAGAAAAGGCGACACCGGAUAAGGAAAGGACUAGAGAGGGAAAGUACAUCAACACCAGCCUGCUGACCCUUGGUACCGUCAUCGGCACGCUCGCAGAUAACGCUGCAAAACACAAAGCCGACCACGUUCCAUACCGCAACUCUAAGUUAACACGGAUGCUACAGCCCUCGCUCUCUGGCAAUGCACGCAUCAGCGUGAUAUGCACGAUAAACCCCGACGUCGGCGCCAUCUCAGAGAGCAUGAGCACGCUGCUCUUUGCGAAGAGGAUCAAGAACGUGCAGCUGAACGCGAAGAAGAAGGAGGUCGUAGAUACGGAUGCUCUCAUUGAGCGAUACCGUAAGGAGAUUGAAGAGCUCAAGGCGAGGCUUGCCGAGAGGGAGGCUGAGGCGCCUGUUCGUAAUCGACGCCUGUCCGCGCGAGAGCAAAUUGACGAAUCGAAGGCCAUGAGAGACCUUAAUGGCCGUAUUCAACAACUGACGAAGCUCAUCUUAACCAGCGCCACAGUCGAUGAGAGCAAAGAGAGUGACAGCCGGCCGUCGAGUCCUGUCAAGAUUGAUUUCGACAUGUCUCCGUAUCAAUUGCAACAAGAGCUCCUCGCUGCUCGUCUCCAACUCGACACACAAGCAAACCAGAUUCUCUCCCUCGAAGCCAGUCUGCUUGCCCGGCCACCCCUGCCUGCAGAUGCGCCUUCAGAGGAGAAGGACAAGCUCAUCGCCGAGCAGGCUAAGUCGAUCCGCGAGCUCGAGAUCGUCGUUCGUGGGUACGAAGACAACCUCGGCGAACCGCUACGGAAAGUCAAGGAGGAUGUAGAGAAGGAGUGGUCCGAGAAGUUCGAGGAAGAAAGAAGGAAGAGGGAGGAGAAGGAGAGGUGGGCAGAGGAGGUCGUCAAAGCUCUGGAGAAGGAGAAACAGAUGCGGAAGAAGCUUGAGGAAGAACGUCGAGCUCUCGCCAGCUUCGUCUCCAUGUUCGACUCCCUUGGUUUCACAGCAAUUCCGCCCUCGAAGAUGAACAUCCCAUUACCCACACCCGGCGGGGCGAAAACAGCCUACGAACGACGCCAAUCGCGGAACUUCUCUUCCUCAUCGAUGAGGUCAAGCAAAUUGCCUCGCAUAUCGGACGUGACGAUCCAAGCAGAGCACAUAGGGCUCUGGCAGGACGUCACUGGCGCGACCGCUGACGGCGGCUACAGUCCUGUGCGCUUGGACGGCUUGCAGCGGGCUCGGUCGCAGCCCAGCCUGAUGGACCAGGCGAUGCCCGAGGUCGUUCUCGAUGGCGUCGCGGACGUGAGCUUCGACGAGAUGGAGGUGGAGAACCAGCUCUUGGAUGUCUCAAUCUACGUCCCUGACUCGGGGGUGCCAAUGAAGAUGUUUGGAAUUGCAGGCUUGGACAAGUUGGGGGCGGUGAAGACGAGAGACGUGUUUGGCGACAAGGAGAACGUCCUCCCAGCUUGA
Cyclocybe aegerita is the source of this 2769-nucleotide messenger RNA. The record is from the annotation of a GenBank genome assembly. NCBI's taxonomy places the organism in Eukaryota, Fungi, Basidiomycota, Agaricomycetes, Agaricales, Hemipholiotaceae.